AUGCUCGCCACUCUCCCGCUCCAUGCACACGCCCAUGUCGUGCACACCAAAUCCAACAAAUCCAAACCUCUUGCCGACACCAUUCUCACCACCCUCCUUACCCCUUCCUCCAACGACGGCGACAAUAACACGACGGCUACCACUAAAUCCACUACUACUCGCAACAUGACCAAAUCACACAGUUCGAUCCACGAGCUACAAGCACCCAAUUUCAAGCGUACAGACAGCACGGACAAGGUCCGUCUGCGCGUCGAAGAAAUGGCGACGCACCGCGAGAAUGGGACGGUCCCCACGUCGGGCUCCUCGCGCUUUGGUGCCGACGGGAGCAAUAACUACAUGAAGGGCAUGCAAUAUACGUUCGCGGUGGACCCGCGCGUCAAGCCUAUUGCUACGACUACUGCGACUUCGGCCUCGAACACCAAUGGCGCUCAGGGUGCCGAAGGCGGAAAGAGUAUGAUGGGCAAGAUGAGAGUUAGGCCGAUGCACCCACCCCCUGUUCCACCUGGAAGGUUCAAAGCUGAGCCUGGCAAGGAUGGCGAUAUGACCAUGCACGGGAAUGCGGGUAACACGGCAUCGAAUGGGUCGAGAAAUGAGCACGCAAUGGAUGUGAGCGAGGAUCACUCGCAUGCCG
Molecule: messenger RNA, 631 nt
Organism: Acaulospora colombiana
Lineage: Eukaryota; Fungi; Glomeromycota; Glomeromycetes; Diversisporales; Acaulosporaceae
Source: the annotation of a GenBank genome assembly